GUACGAUAUUCGUCGACGCAGGCGCGCGUCUGGCUGUAGUCCAAACAAUAUCUCCGUCGGUAGUAGUAGCAGUUAUAAUAUUAGUAGAAUUCGUAUCGUCAUCAUUACCGGAUACACGAUCCAACGCUACGCGCGAACAUCGAUUGCAGCGCUUAGUGUGGAACAAGUGGCAGUACGAUACCGUCGUCACUACUCGUCACUGCUCGUCACUGUUCGUCACUACUCGUCACGGUGCAUUAUUCGUCUGCUCACGGCAAGAUGUGUUACUAUACCACGGUGCGCAAUGUGUCUUUCCGGACGAAUGGUGCCCGUGUUUAAAACAGAGAUUAUGACGUGGCGCGGUUUAACCGAGCCAACGGAAGGGCACAGACGUAGGUACGGAUGAAGCACAAGAAGGGUAACCUGGACGAGGAGGAGGAGGAAGAAGACGAAGAAGGAGAAGGAGAGGAAGAAGACGAAAUCGAAGACGACGAGAAGCAGGAACAGCAAGAAUACAAACGGGACAAAGGAGGAAGAAGAAGAAGAGGUUCGCGUGGAAAGAGAAGCGAGAGAUCGUUACGUUUAGCCGGCGUGUCGGUGUGAUCAUCGGCUGGUACAUUUGAUGCUAAGUGAAAAGAGGUUAGAAGACGUCUUAACACUGGCGGACGGGGAACGUAAUGGAAGCGCCGUGGUCACGGGCCCGGUGCUAUCGUCGUCGUCGUCGUGCACGGUGCCCUACAUCGGCACCGACCAGGGUUUCGUGUUCGAGGGUGGCGGCACGACGACGUUGCAGCGGGCUGGUGCAGCCGGUGCGUCGAUCGCUAGCUGCACCGGUAGCGGAGGAGGAGCCCUUGGAGGAGUCGGUAUCGUUGGGUCAGUAGGAAGCGGUGGAAUAAACGCGGUAGUAGGGUCAGGGGUUAGCAUGGGCGGAGGAGUGACGGGAGGAGGGAUUGCUGUUGUCGGAGGAGGAAAAACUGGUGGAGGAGGAGGUGGUGGAAUGAACAAGGAGGUUCGGUAUGCUCCGUUUUCGUCAUCCGUAGGACCGACCGGUUCGGUGGCGCCGGUCAACCUGCCACCGCCGCCUCUACCGCCGCCUCCGCCACCGCCGUCGCCGCCGCCGCCGCCACCGCCGCCGCCCCUGCCGCUGCAGAUGCAGCAGCAGCGUGCCUACUCGAGGUCGAUGACGUCCCUACCGCCUGAGCCGUUUAUGAUCAUGAGGUCGAAGGCCCUUAACCGACGGGUCUCGAUCAACGUCGGUGGGGUUAAACACGAGGUACUAUGGCGUACCCUCGAGAGGUUGCCUCACACGCGUCUAGGCCGGCUGAAGGAUUGCAACACCCACGAGGCGAUUACCGAACUUUGCGAUGAUUAUUCCCUUAUUGACAACGAGUAUUUCUUCGAUCGCCAUCCCAAGUCCUUUAGUUCCAUCUUAAAUUUCUAUCGUACUGGCAAGCUGCAUCUCGUCGAUGAGAUGUGCGUACUGGCGUUCAGUGACGAUCUCGAGUAUUGGGGCGUCGACGAGCUCUAUCUCGAGAGUUGUUGCCAACACAAGUACCACCAGAGGAAGGAGCACGUGCACGAGGAGAUGAGGAAAGAGGCAGAGUCGCUAAGGCAAAGGGAAGAGGAAGAAUUCGGUGAAGGACAGUGCGCGCAGUAUCAGAAGUGUCUGUGGGAUCUAUUGGAGAAACCGACCACGUCCAUCGCUGCAAGGGUGAUAGCUGUGAUAUCAAUACUCUUUAUUGUGCUUUCGACGAUCGCACUAACUCUCAACACCAUUCCUAGUAUGCAAGUGAAUGAUGAGAAGGGGAACUUUCAAGACAAUCCGCAGCUCGCCAUAGUGGAGGCUGUGUGCAUCACAUGGUUUACCCUCGAGUACAUGCUUAGGUUCAGUGCCUCGCCGGACAAGUGGAAGUUCUUCAAGGGUGGUCUAAAUGUGAUCGACCUGUUGGCAAUACUGCCGUACUUCGUAUCUCUGUUCCUGGUCGAGACGAACAAGAACGCGACCGACCAGUUCCAGGACGUGCGCAGGGUAGUGCAAAUCUUUCGUAUAAUGCGGAUCCUGAGGAUCCUGAAGCUGGCCCGCCACUCGACCGGGCUGCAGAGCCUUGGCUUCACCUUGCGUAACUCGUACAAGGAGCUGGGCCUGCUGAUGCUCUUCCUGGCGAUGGGCGUCCUUAUAUUCUCGAGUCUUGCCUACUUCGCUGAGAAGGAUGAGGCCGGGACCAAAUUCAUAAGCAUUCCAGAAACCUUUUGGUGGGCGGGCAUCACGAUGACCACCGUCGGAUACGGCGACAUCUACCCCACGACCCCGCUCGGCAAGGUGAUCGGCAGUGUGUGUUGUAUAUGUGGUGUCCUGGUAAUCGCGUUGCCCAUUCCCAUUAUCGUUAACAAUUUCGCCGAGUUCUACAAGAACCAGAUGAGACGGGAGAAAGCCCUCAAGAGGCGAGAGGCUCUUGAAAGGGCAAAGAGGGAGGGCAGCAUCGUUUCGUUCCAUCACAUCAACCUGAGGGAUGCCUUCGCCAAAAGCAUGGAUCUCAUCGAUGUCAUCGUCGAUACUGGUCACAAUAUGUCCGGCGUGGAUGGUAACAGCACCGAGGGAGAAUCCGCGUGCGGACGCGGUCCUGCCCAGACCGGGCCAGGCUGUUAUCGUAACUAUGAGCAUUACAGUCUCUCGCGACAUCGGCGCAGCGCCUCGUCCUGCUUCCCAAAUUUGCCUAACGAUCUGCCGACCACACCGGACAGCCCGAACCGUCGUCUCCUGGACUUUGCUCAGAGCGUACCCGGAACUCAGAACGACGAUUACUUUCACGACGAUGUACCGGCCCAGCACGUGAACCAAGGCAAUACCACACCUAGCGAUGAAGAGAAAAAAGACAGCAGAAAAUUCGAGAAAAAUGAUGAAAUACCUAGCGAAUUCGAGUGUUGCUUUUGUACUACGAAGGAAUACAAAGAGUUCAGAGACGCGGAAGAUAUAAUGCCACUGGCGACCAGCGACUUUCGUAAUCCCAUCUGCCAAGAGAUGAAGUCGAUGCGAUCCGGAGGAAUCAUGUCGAUGGAGCCGGUCGCGCAUCAGCAGAUCUUCGCCGUGGAAGCGAAACCGUCCCCGGCACAACCGGUGGAUGUCCCCAGCUUUGGCAGAACGUACAACGAGCAGGGAAGCGUAGACAGCUCUGAUACGUAUGCCAGCUGUCAAACGCAUCCGUCUCAUUCGCAGGUUUCUUCUGCUGGUCAUUCGGCGGAUAACAAUAAGGGCGAUUUGACCGAAGAAGCAGACAGUAAUCUGUACGUGAAUCCACUGGAAGCUGCGGAGAAGUGUGGAAAUAGAGUGAAAAAGUCGGCUUCCGGUGAAGUCGGACGUAACGUUGGCGACGCGUCACCGAGUGUUGAAUCGUUAAAGGACGUUCGUCCCUUUAACGAGGGUAGCAGGGUUACGUUAAACGACACAGUGCCCAAGCAUAGAAAAAUUCGCAUUCAGCAGAGCGUAAGACCACGCGCGCAAUUUAUCAGCGACCAGGAAAGCAUUGUGGCUCGUAGCAUCACGAAAGAGGAAACCAUGGAGAACAAUUACUAUGGAGGACUACGAGGAGGCAAGCCAUUUACCACGACCAACAGCAGCCUGGCCUCGGCUACGAGAAUCAUACAUCAUCAUUUAUUCGGCUCUGCCAUUGGACCCAGGCAUUACACAGGUCAUCGAAGGCAAAUUUCAGGAACGAACACCGACAGCAAGCUUUCCCUGUCCGCUGAUUCGAUAGACAGCGAGGGCGUGCCUUUCAUAGACAGGCACCGGGUCUCCAAGUCGAUACUCAAGAAGUCCGAGAGCAGCAAUAAUUACUACAGCAACGCCGGUGACUCGGACACCGAGAAGCUUAUCACCGAUAACGCGUCCACCAUAAGCAUGUGCGACAAUGAGACGAGCACAUGCGACGUUUUCGCCAAUGUGAAUGGAACGAAAUUGAAACAGCCUGGCUCGCCGUUGCUUUCCAGACAGGUUCUCGAGUCGAUCUUCCGCACGAACAAUAACGUCGAGAGGGAGAACGAAGUGGAUCAAAGCGAAGAAAGGAACUGUAUUUCCAAGAUGAGCAGAUCGAUAUUCGACGAGGUCCUCGAAGAAGAGAAGUGCACGCAGGACGAGGCAAUGACAGAGAAUAAGAACAAAGAGGAGCGAAAGAAAUCGAAAACGAGGAUAGAGGAGCCGUCGAAGGACAGCCAGACGAUGUUAAUAUGCUCAUUACGGUCGCAUAAAACGAAGAAAUUAAGCAUAGAGGAAAAACGAAAGGCCAAAACGGCCAGUCAUAGUUGCAAAGGCACCGACACGAAUUGUCUUCCUCAAGAACAUCGUUUCUCGUCGUAGCGUAAUUCUCCUUUGUGUAGCAUCCUCCGUUCUGUGUCGCGUAUACAUAUGUAGAUACGAAACUGAAUCACUCUGCGAUCACAUCAGUGUUUCUCUUUUAGUAACGCCAUUAACCUCUGUAAUAACAUUCGCACGGUCGUGCAUCUGCGUUUCGAAUACGACGACGACGUCGACUUGGCCUGUCGUAUAAAUACGUCUAGGGAAAACGCGUAAUAAUCUUAAGAGAGUGAUAUACGUUCGAUAAUAUGAAAAAUAGAGACUAACGUAGAUAAUGUAUAACACGAAGAAAUACAUAUUUUCGAGAAAAAAGAAAGAAAAAAAGAAGGAAUGAGGGGGAGAGAAUACACAAUUUCAAAAAGUAUAUAUAUAUAUACGCGUGAAGAAAUAUAAUUGCGCCGAGGAUGAUAUUCAAAUGACAAAAAUAAAACGGGAAAUAUGAUAAAAAUAAAAAUAAAAUAUCGAAGAGGAUAAGAUGUCAGUUUGCAUAGAAUUAAAAAAAAGAAGCGAGGGAGAAGAUGUUAAUCAAAGCUUAUUAAAGGAUACGAUUGAAACAAGAGAUACAAAAACAAUGAUGAUAAUUCUAAUGAUAAUAGUAAUAAUAACGGUAAUAGUAAUAACGAUAGCAAAUAAGAAAUCUUUAGGCCAUAUGCUUUUCCCUGUUCGCUGAAGAAAAACGAGAAUUUAAUGAGACAUGUAAUCUACAUAGUCACACGACCCUGUUGUUUCCUCCUUUCGCCUAAUAUGGCUAAAUUAGGGCAGCUUUGCGUGUCGCGCGAACAGUAUAUGCAUUCGAUGACAUAUAGCAAUGAGAAAACACGCAACCGAACUACAAAUAAUGAUAGUCGGGAGAUUCGUCGUCCUUUUUUUUCUGUUUCUUUUUUUUUUUUUUUUGAGAAACGAGUCGUUCUCGACUAAACUCCGCUAAAGUCUCUCAGUGUUGUUCGAAAUGACACGAGUGUUCGUUCAUCUGCUGAGUGUCUUAUGUACAAUUAGAUAAUAAUAUAUCGUUGUAAUAUAUAGGAGGCAUUAGAUACACGAUGUGAUACAUGCCUCGUUGAAAUCAAAACACGAUAUAGUAGGAAAAACGUGGAAACGUAGAUCGUCGGAAAACUCGUUAAUAACUGCCCUUUUUAAAGUUCCGAUUUUCGCGUUUCUUUUCUAUUGAAUCGAUUCUUGAAAGUUUCCUUACCAUAUCUUUUUAAAGAGAAUGUUAUUGUUAUUUGUAUUUUAAGUACUUUGUGAUAGUAGUUUACAUAAAUCAAUUCACGUGUAUGUAUGUGUAUAUUUGUAUGUAUAUUAGUUAAAAAUAUCUGCAGGGUGUUCUAUUAAUUUUAGCGUGUGGUAUUUUUUUUUUUUUUUUUAGAGAAUUAUUGUGGAUACGGAUGUGAGUUUAUUUUUAAAUUUCACGACGUUGACCCUUGUAGAUUGUGAUAUAUGAGACUUCUAAUCUAUUAUGUAGAGGAAAGGGUACAAAUUUUGAAGUAGAACCACCAUGUUUUACUUGAAAGAACAUGUUUUACUUGAAAUAUGAUACUUAAUAAUAACAAGUACUUUAAAAGUCACAAAGAAUAAUGCUAGUUUAAGUAAAGAAGUUAUUGUAUACCAAUUGUAAUAUUAUUUUCUUCGGCAUCCAAAGUAACAUCUAAAAUAAUUUCUAUUAACUUCUGAGCCUAACUAUUUAUCGAUAUAAUAAUAAAAAGAACUUUGUUCCUUUGUAAGACAGUGCAGUAUGAAAUUGUUGAGCUUGAGUUAAUAUUAAACUCAACUUUAUGUGUAUCUUAUAACGAAUUUCACGUCUGAUAUGAAUGAAAUUAUCGGAGAAAGCUCAACUCUUUGUAGUUUUUGAAACAUGCAUUAUUAUUAAAAAUAUUGUUAGCAUACAAACUUGAACAAGUGAUGAAAAUUUGCUCACUGCUGUAUUUAAAACUUGGAUGGCUCGCUGUGUAAAUACUGUAUAUCCAAAAAUAAUACUUUCUUUAUUGUAUUUAGUGUAUGUAGAGAUAUUUUCAAGAUGCAACCCUGUCAUUUUAUUUUAAAUUUAAAUUUUAUAUUUAAAUUUAAAUUUUAAAUUUAAAUUUAUAUUUAAAUUUUUUAUUUUAAAUUUGGUUUUCUCGAAUACGCUAAAAAUGAACAAACGAUAUUUAUGCAGUAAACCAUCAAUUUUAAUCCUGCUUUCUACCUACUUCUCCCUUGAGUUCUCGUCUCUACUGCUUAGAUUAUACACCAAGACCUCCUUAUUCGAUGAAAUUGAAAAAGAAAAAUACUCGUUUAGAGAACGUACAGUUUCGAGUAAUAGUAUAAUCAGAAGAUAACAUGUAACCCGAAGUUACUGGAACAUCCUGCGAUACAUUUAAAAAUAAAUCCACUUGCAUCGAGGUUCAACCGAAGUUUUCCUAUGUUCAUUCUCGUUUAAAUGACACGGAACUUCACUUCCAAAGAGUUGUAUCUACCUGACCACGUUUUCCACGUAAAACACACACACACACACACACACAUACACACUCAUACACACACAUAUAUAUAUAUAAGUAUAUACUUUAUAUAACGCAAAUAUCGUAAUGAAACCAGAAGCGCUUACGUGCACGACCAUGAGUUCAGUUCGGUCGUUUUUAAGAGUUGAAGAAAAAGUGUACUUUUCGCGUAUGUUAUAGAUGUUAAAUCAAAAAUGAAAAAAGAAAUAAAAAUGAUGAAACGUGUUAACAUGCUCAUGUAGAGAAUAGCCAGAGCGCAAGUAUCGUCUGUGUUAUAUCCAGGUACCGAUAUCUAGCCGCGGUAACAAUCAAAGUAUUCCAAGAAACUUUUACACCAUCGUCAUCGAACGCGACGAAAAGAAAUUUUAAAUCGAUUGUCUUCGCCGAAAAAUGAAGAACAUCAUGUAACAUUGCAACGCGCAUUAUUUACGAGUGUAAUUAGGACGCGUGCUCAAAAAGUUCGAUCGCCCCUUUUUUUCCUACCAACGGUGAUCGUUCUCAUUUUCGUUGCCUUUCGUUCUAACAGGGAGAAGCGAAAUAAGCAAAAGAUCUUCCGUUCGAAUCUCGCUGUAAUUUAGUCAAAGUAACAAAGACGCCGCGUUCUCCCCUCGAAAAAAAAAAAAAAGAAAAAUUCGGACGCCACUGUUUCGCUAUAAUUAGCGAUCGUUCCGAUCUUUAUUUUCUUUUAUCUUUUCGUUUAUGCUUCCUUUAAUUUUAAUCGGGAGAAGCGAGACAAGUAAGAAACCUCCCGUUCGAAUCUCACUGUAAUUUGGUCAAAGAAAGAAAGACGUCCUCUCUUAGAUUUUUAGACGAGCCGUCAGUAAAAAUACAUAUCUCUAUAAUGGCAUUUCUAUUCAUUGUUAUCGUAGAUGUAGGGAAACAAAGUAAUUGUACAGUUGCAAGUUAACGAGGGGGAAAAGGAAAAGAGGAAAGAAUGGUUAAUAUUCCCCAUAGACGCGUCUAUUUGGGGAUCUUUGUUAUGCCGAUGGUCCGAAGUUCACGCCUCGACUAUUUUUUAAUAUAUUUGUAAUUGUUUUCGAAUACGUAUAUGAAGAUGCUUCUCAUGAAAGGAGCAUUUCAAAUCAUCCGAAUAGAUCCAUCUGAUUUCACAUUUUUUCACGUGAAACUUUCGUCUUCGUUAAGAAAUAACGUAAGCUAUUCGAACCGUGAUCUUUAGCGAUAAUAACUUGUAUUACGCGAUGAUCGUCGUACGUGUAAUACGUAAUACAUUUACCGUUCCACAUUGUUACCGCGAUAUAUUUAUUUAUAAGAGAGAGAGAGAGAGAGAUGAUCAUCGUAUCCGACUUUAAGGGUUUUCUCGUUUUUUCUAAGAAUUACAAACAAACUUUGUUUUAUGUACUUGUUAUUCGAAGUUGGAUCUCGAUAGCUUGUAAUCGCUUGGAGUUUCUGAGUAAAUCAAUGUCUUCUGUGAAUUAACAUAGCUGGAAGUAGAAAGUUCCUAGGAAAGGUGUACAGAACGUGGAUUUAUUAUUUAUUGUUGUAAUUAUAUCUUAGAAGAAUUAGCAUCGACAUAGUACAAAAGGGAAGGCCACACCAUAGACACGCGUGGCAACGAGACAAGUUGACCAGAUUACAAAAAAGAGAAAAAGAAAAAAAGAAAUAGUAUGAAAGAGACUUGAAACGGCUGCACAGUUGCGUAGAUCUUGAGCGAUAUACGAGAGCAGUACGGCAAGAAAAAGACAUUUUUCUUUUCUCCGUUUUUCACUUUACGUUUCACGUUUCGAAAUUUCUAAUACAUCGUAUUAAGGCUUAAUUUAAUGGAAUAAGUCUGACGAACGAGGCGUAACGCUUUCGCAAAUUGAUAUAAGAUAUUGUAAAACGUAAACAAUGCAGGAUAACUUUUUAUCCACUUUUUUAUCGAAUAAUCGAGGAAUUAUAAAGGUUCGAUUAAUAUAUAUUUACAAGAGGGUAAUACCGAAAUUUCAAACAUUUCCUGAAUCGAUAAACAAUUUUUCGUCUACGCCUCAAGCCACAAUAUCGACAGAUUAAGGUGUCUGUUUAUUCGAUCCAUGAAACAGCUAACGAUACCAAUUGUACAGCACAUAACAGUCAAUUCUCAAUUAUACAAUGCAGUUAUAUGAAAAAUUCUUUAUCAUGAUAUCGACCUAAACAUCGACGAGCGCAAAGUUAAUCGGAUUUAGUCGAUCGGUCACGUACAUUCUUUUAUUUUCGAAUCUCUAAGGCCUAGAGUCGCGUAGCUAUAAGACGAGUAGUAUGUAACAAAAUAAAUAAAGUUGUAAUUUGCCAGUUUUUGUUCCUUA
Messenger RNA from Bombus terrestris (buff-tailed bumblebee), 9083 nucleotides. RefSeq names its product potassium voltage-gated channel protein Shab (gene Shab). Gene Ontology annotation, cellular component: voltage-gated potassium channel complex; membrane. Gene Ontology annotation, biological process: potassium ion transmembrane transport; protein homooligomerization. Gene Ontology annotation, molecular function: protein binding; delayed rectifier potassium channel activity. The transcript has 12 exons. NCBI's taxonomy places the organism in Eukaryota, Metazoa, Arthropoda, Insecta, Hymenoptera, Apidae. The record is from RefSeq and is a predicted model, not a curated record. The coding region runs from base 602 to 4330 and encodes 1242 amino acids.